AUGAAUGGAGGGAAGCAGAAAGGAUACGCAGGGAACCCCUACAAAGGAACCCCACGGAACCCCCCAAAGGAACCCACAAGGAACCCCUCUAAAGGCACCCACACAAAGGGGAAACCCCACGUAGGACCCCCAAAGGGAACCCCUCUAAGGAACCCCUCUAAAGGAACCCCGAGCAAAGGAACCACCCACAAAGGAACCCUCAAAGGAACCCCCACAAAGGAAACCCCACGUAGAACCGGAAACCCCCCAAAGGAACCCCCCCAAAGAACCCCUCAAAGAACCCCCCAAAGGACCCCUCUAAGGAACCCGCCCCCUCUAAGGAACCCCUCUAAGGAACCCCACGUAGGAACGCUCCACAAAGGACCCCUACACAAGGAACCCCCAACGAACCCCUCUAAGGAACUCGCCCAACCAAAGGAACCCCAAAGGAACCCCAACGUGGAACCCAACAGGGCGCAGGAACAUGCCUCUAAGGAAACCCCCCAAAAGGAACCAUAA
This is a messenger RNA of Penaeus vannamei (Pacific white shrimp), 498 nucleotides long. NCBI's taxonomy places the organism in Eukaryota, Metazoa, Arthropoda, Malacostraca, Decapoda, Penaeidae. The record is from RefSeq and is a predicted model, not a curated record.